Messenger RNA from Marchantia polymorpha subsp. ruderalis, 1467 nucleotides. The record is from the annotation of a GenBank genome assembly. Lineage: Eukaryota; Viridiplantae; Streptophyta; Marchantiopsida; Marchantiales; Marchantiaceae.
GAGAUGCGGGAGGCCAGUCGAGAACGUGAAUCCAUCAACAGACACGUCCAGAAUAGAAAGUUGGGAUGUGGUGCAGGCCAAGGAGAGCACUGAAGACUGUGGAGUGGAGUGGGAAUGUGAUUGUCGAUCGUUGCUGUGCAGCAACCAAAAUCCAGAUCGUCGCUGAUUUUCACGUGCUCCAGUUUCAAUUUGGUCUGCUUGGAUCCGAGUGAGUGCUCACAAGAACCCUGGAUGAGUAGAAGCCUUUGAUGUGGGCCGCGAUGAGCCGCUGGCGGGUACUCCCGACGCUGCUGAAUCGGGGAAGAAAUUUUGCGGCUCGCGGGCGGAUGAAGUCGUCUGCGGUCGACAGUGAGGCGGGAAGGGCAGAUUCGGGAGCAGUUAGACAGCAGCUGGAAGCCGCAGCCAGAGAAGAUCGAUUGGAUUUCAUGACGGCUGCAAAGAUUCUCUUUUCUUCUCCAGCGAAGCCCAAGAAAUUUGGGCUGGAUUUCCAUCUCUGGCAAUUCUUCGCCGCCUGUCUUCCGCCAUUUGCCGUCUACCUCACUGCACAAUAUGCUCGACAUGAAAUACGGAGACUGGAGAAGGAGAGGGAACAAACGGAAAAGUUGUUAUUGCAAUCCGUAGUUGCGGAGGAGGUUGCUUCGAGAAUGGCAGAAGGGAACAAGCCGGCCUUUGAGAAAUCAGAGGAAAGGGCCCCUUUGAGCCAGAAUGUGCCUGGCAAUAUGGAGGGCUCGAAUUCAACAAGUGAUGAUUCUGCAGUCCACAUUACUGGAAAGGAUCUGCAAGCAAUGAAAACUCGGCUCGAGGUUCUAGAAAAGAAGCUGAGUAUGCUCGAAGGGGUUCGCAAAGGAACAGAAGCGGUUACACCAAGCACAUCUCAAUCAGGUCUAGUGAUGACACCUAAAGACAGCUCACCCAGCUUGUCCACAAAACACGAUGUUCACCAAAGUAUAAUCAAGAGUGCGGAUUUGGAAAGUGAGCAUAAAAGAAAAGCUCUAACGUAAACCCUCGUUCAGGGUCAAUCUCCUCCUCUUGUAAAAAGCUGUAGAAUUCUAGGUGCUGCUAAUUAGGGAUAGAAGUCUAAAUUUUUGACCGAACUGGAAUUGCAUGGAUAGUGUUAACCGGCAAAGCUAUGUUAGCCUCAUAAGAUCUCGUGUGCUAGUUUUUUUGGAUUUUUUGAAGAUAAGAGCGAGGGAGCUAGACGUCCAUUCGAGUAGUGGGUUGAAAGUUGGAAAGGUGGAAAACUCAGACUUUGACUGUAGAAAAACGUCAUAGGGAGGAGGUCGAUUGUGCUGCUUAUUCGUCUCCCAUGAGAUCCAGUCCGUCUUACGGAGGAUGUCACAUUGUUUGAUAUACUCUCUCAAGAGAUGAAUGACUAGAAGGUCCCAUUUUACCGGUAAAAGUCUCUCACUCUCUAUGUGCUGACCUAGAUGUGGAACUUGUCAUGGAAAAAAAUAUUUAAGUCGCGGG